UUAUUCUAUCAGUAUUUAUCCUUCACAGAGAGGCACGGACUAGCCUAUCUGUGACGCGAGCGUCAGCAGGUCUAGUUUGGAGGCUACCUACUGUACCAGUCAGCAUGGCAUCAAAGCACAUGAAACCCGACACGUUGGAUUUCUUGAAGAAAUUUAGAAGGUUAUUGAACAAUCCAGAUAUAAAGUCAUUUCAGUGGAGUGAAGAUGGAAAGUAUGUGGUUGUCAACUGGACACUUUGUGAAGAAGACAGAAGAAAGCACAGGAAAGCCAUGGCGAUAUUGAAGAAGGCGAAGGACACCACGUCUCUUCGAAGGCUCUUGGGUUGCCAUGGUUUUAAAAAGAUGGCAAGGAGGUCCAAUUCAGAUGUCCUUGUGUUUGAGCAUCAUGAUUUUGUUCAGAGAGGAGGGGACAUCAAAAGAUCAAAAAGUUCAGGGUCAGGUUAUCAUGUGGGAAACACGGAAGAGAGUUCACCCUGUAUGUCCAGUGCUGUGUUCUUAGACAUGUGCUUCUCUCCAAUAAAGAGGAAAAAUGCCAGAAGUCUCUAUCAGUACAUAAACUACAACAGUCAAGCACCAGCAGAACCUCAAGAUCCUCCUCAGCACGAUCCUGUCUCAGACCCACCAUGUAGGCCUACCUCUCUAUCGCUGGCUGAAGUCCAGAGGCCAGAAGAACUUGAUCCAGGUCAUUCCAUCACAGCAAAUGAUCGAGAAACAGAAAAGAGUUUGGGUUUGCUGUCAGAGGAGCGUCCUCUACAGGAGAGCCUCCUUAACCUCUGCCAGACUAGUCUGCUGCCUCCACUGUCUCCUCACCCUCAUGAUGUGGGAGUGUCAGACGAUUUGAUCAGCUGAGUGUGUCACCAAAGACUAAACACAACAGCGACUGUGAUCAACGCCACCUUGCCGCAGCUUUUAAUA
This is a messenger RNA of Sardina pilchardus (European sardine), 914 nucleotides long. RefSeq lists its product as uncharacterized. NCBI's taxonomy places the organism in Eukaryota, Metazoa, Chordata, Actinopteri, Clupeiformes, Clupeidae. Gene Ontology annotation, molecular function: DNA-binding transcription factor activity; sequence-specific DNA binding. Bases 105 to 848 code for a protein of 247 amino acids. Gene Ontology annotation, biological process: regulation of DNA-templated transcription. The transcript is spliced from 5 exons. The record is from RefSeq and is a predicted model, not a curated record.